Bathycoccus prasinos is the source of this 675-nucleotide messenger RNA. Its product is annotated as 26S proteasome non-ATPase regulatory subunit 9. Bases 1 to 675 code for a protein of 224 amino acids. Gene Ontology annotation, molecular function: protein binding. NCBI's taxonomy places the organism in Eukaryota, Viridiplantae, Chlorophyta, Mamiellophyceae, Mamiellales, Bathycoccaceae. Gene Ontology annotation, cellular component: cytoplasm; nucleus. Gene Ontology annotation, biological process: proteasome regulatory particle assembly. The transcript has a single exon. The record is from RefSeq and is a predicted model, not a curated record.
AUGGGGGAAGAUGUGAUAAAAAAGAACAAGGAGAAAGUCGAGCGAUUGUAUAAGCAGCGAGAAGAGCUCGAAGCGGAGAUGGCGUCGAUUUCUCAGAGACUAAACGGACCAAACAUGCCAGGUUUAAAAGGUUCUUUAGUGGACAACGAAGGCUUUCCAAUUGGUGGAGGAGACGUGGAUUUGUACUCCGUACGAGCGGACAGACAGAGAUAUAACUCGUUGAAGAACGACCACUUGCAGUUGACGAAUGCGAUCGAGAAAGAAGUGCAACAGUUACUCUCUUCUUCUGCUUCUCCUUCCGCUGUAGGAGGAGGAGGAGGAGGAACAGAUACAAUAGUUAAAACGCAAACAGAGAAUAACGAGAAGGUGAAGAUACCAACGGAGUCAACAACACCUAAAACUACAUCAACAAAUCGAAAAGCGUUCGCGGUGGUGGAUAUAUUAGCGCCAGGGUCGCCCGCAGAUCUAGACGGAUUAAUGGUACACGAUCGAAUUUUAGAUUUUGGUGGAGCAUUUUCGAUCGCCGAUGCGGCUUUGCUCAUUCAAGACAACUUAGGAAAAAGUCACCGCGUUCUUGUCAACCGUGCGGGAGUGGAUGAAAUUUUGAACAUCGCGCCGCGGACUUGGAACGGGAACGGAUUGUUAGGAGCUCAUUUUCGGGCGUUAAACUUUUAG